Molecule: messenger RNA, 183 nt
Organism: Plasmopara halstedii
Lineage: Eukaryota; Oomycota; Peronosporomycetes; Peronosporales; Peronosporaceae
Exons: 2
Coding region: 1-183 (60 amino acids)
Source: RefSeq, a predicted model, not a curated record
AUGUAUCGUGUUGCACACGCUAAUGACCGUUCAGGUACACACCUCGGUAAACGAGACGAUUUAUAUGUGGCAAUAAUUGAAGCGACAGAUGUUGCGGGUCUAAUGGUGUACCAGGGCGCCUUGCGGCGAACCCUUCCAUGUUCACAAUCUCUCUUUCAAGGCUUCGGUGGGCAUUGUGUUUAA